AUGCCUCCACAGUUUCCGCCUACUUGGAAGGCGGCGGGAAAGAAUAAGCCGGAUCCCCCUUCGCCACCGGGACCAGGACAGAAGAUUUACGUGGGCAAUUCGCCCUGGGGCCGUUGGGAGCUCGAAUAUGUUUACCAGGGAGUCACGACAACAGUGGGCGCCCCAAAGCCCGUGGAUGUGAAGGCAGACGGCAGCCAUCUGAUCUAUGAUCCCCCUCCAGUCCGAGGCUUUCCUUAUCGACGAAAGCGCGAUAUCAUCGAUGCUGGGUCUGAUUUAGCGUCAGAAGAGGCGGAUAUCCCAGACAGCGCACUCGAGUCCCCACGUAACGCCUCCGUGAGCAUGGACCAGCUGCUGCCGGGCUCCCAACGACGCUUGUCGCGUCGCACGACCCCGUCCGCGACCGGCUUCCUUGAUGCCAGGGUUUACUCAGACGUGCUGUGCCCGGCUGACGUGGAGCCGGAAAUCUGUUCAGAUUGCUGGUUCCAGAGCCCAGCCGCAAUCCCCGAUGGCGCAGGAGAAGCGGAGGAGACCAUUCCCACGUCCACCUCAACAGGCUCGACGACGAUUCCCACGAUCCCCUCCGACGACAACCCAGACGAAGACAUGUAUUGUCUUCGAUCACAUAACUCCGACAGUGCAUAUCAGUCCUUUACCGUUGAGGAAUACAGGCGUGCGAUAUAUGGACUGUGUGCCGGCCAGACCAUGGCCGUUGACGAUGAUGGACACAUCUGGCAAGACCCGCACACGUGGCUAAUAGCGAGAGCGUACUGGGCGGAGGACCAGACAGGCUGCAGUCCCCGCAAAGAAUGGAGCAUGACGCAAAACUGCGAGAGCUGGAUCGGGGAGAUUUUCCUGUUCUGCGAUCACCCGCAGUCGAGUAGUGAGUAUUAUGGCGGAGCAGUGGUAUGGAACGGGCCGGACGGAUGCGUCGUCUUUUAUCUGGGGAAGCAGCUUUUGGUUUCCUGA
Messenger RNA from Aspergillus mulundensis, 966 nucleotides. RefSeq lists its product as uncharacterized. The transcript has a single exon. Lineage: Eukaryota; Fungi; Ascomycota; Eurotiomycetes; Eurotiales; Aspergillaceae. The record is from RefSeq and is a predicted model, not a curated record. Bases 1 to 966 code for a protein of 321 amino acids.